GAGGACCCGGGCAGUCCUCGGUGGUCUGCAGCCGGGGCCGGAGGCGGUAGGCCGAGCUGGGACGUGUGAGCCGCGCCGCUGAGGCGCAGCAUGUGAAGCGGAGACGGCCUCGAGCGCGGGGCGAGCCUCUCAGCCGGCCGGCAUGGCCACGACGGCCGAGCUCUUCGAGGAGCCUUUUGUGGCUGAUGAAUACAUCGAGCGUCUUGUGUGGAGAACCCCAGGAGGUGGUUCUAGAGGUGGAUCUGAAGCGUUUGACCCUAAAAGGUUAUUAGAAGAAUUUGUGAAUCAUAUUCAAGAACUCCAGAUAAUGGAUGAAAGGAUUCAAAGGAAAGUGGAGAAAUUAGAACAACAGUGUCAGAAAGAAGCUAAGGAAUUUGCUAAGAAGGUACAGGAGCUUCAGAAAAGCAAUCAGGUUGCCUUCCAACAUUUCCAAGAAUUAGAUGAGCAUAUUAGCUAUGUAGCCACCAAAGUGUGUCACCUUGGAGACCAGUUGGAAGGGGUAAACACACCUAGACAACGUGCAGUGGAGGCUCAGAAAUUGAUGAAGUAUUUCAAUGAGUUUCUAGAUGGAGAACUGAAAUCUGAUGUUUUUACAAAUUCUGAAAAGAUAAAGGAAGCAGCAGACGUCAUUCAGAAGUUGCAUCUGAUUGCCCAGGAGUUACCUUUUGAUAGGUUUUCAGAAGUAAAAUCCAAAAUUGCAAGUAAAUACCAUGAUUUAGAAUGCCAGCUGAUUCAGGAGUUUACUAGUGCCCAAAGAAGAGGGGAGAUCUCCAGGAUGAGGGAAGUAGCAGCAGUUUUACUUCAUUUUAAGGGUUAUUCCCAUUGUAUUGAUGUUUAUAUAAAGCAGUGCCAAGAGGGUGCUUACUUGAGAAAUGAUAUAUUUGAAGAUGCAGCAAUACUCUGUCAGCGAGUGAACAAGCAAGUUGGAGAUAUCUUUAGUAAUCCAGAAGCAGUACUGGCUAAACUUAUUCAGAAUGUGUUUGAAAUCAAACUACAGAGUUUUGUAAGAGAUCAGUUAGAAGAAUGUAGGAAAUCGGAUGCUGAGCAGUAUCUCAAAAGUCUCUAUGAUCUGUAUACCAGAACCACCAGUCUUUCCAGCAAAUUGAUGGAGUUUAAUUUAGGUACUGAUAAACAGACUUUCUUGUCUAAGCUUAUCAAAUCCAUUUUCAUUUCCUAUUUGGAGAACUACAUUGAAGUGGAGAUUGGAUAUUUGAAAAGCAGAAGUGCUAUGAUCCUACAGCGCUAUUAUGAUUCAAAAAACCACCAAAAGAGAUCCAUUGGCACAGGAGGUAUUCAAGAUUUGAAAGAGAGGAUUAGACAACGUACCAACUUACCACUGGGGCCAAGUAUUGAUACGCAUGGGGAAACUUUCCUAUCUCAAGAAGUGGUAGUUAAUCUUUUACAAGAAACCAAACAAGCCUUUGAGAGAUGUCAUAGGCUUUCUGAUCCUUCUGAUUUACCAAGGAAUGCCUUUAGAAUUUUUACCAUUCUUGUGGAAUUUUUAUGUAUUGAGCAUAUUGAUUAUGCUUUAGAAACGGGGCUUGCUGGAAUUCCAUCAUCAGAUUCUAGGAAUGCAAAUCUCUAUUUUUUGGAUGUUGUACAACAGGCCAAUACUAUUUUUCAUCUUUUUGACAAACAGUUUAAUGAUCACCUUAUGCCACUAAUAAGCUCUUCUCCUAAGUUAUCUGAAUGCCUUCAGAAGAAAAAAGAGAUAAUUGAGCAGAUGGAGAUGAAAUUGGAUACUGGCAUCGAUAGGACAUUAAAUUGUAUGAUUGGACAGAUGAAGCAUAUCUUGGCAGCAGAACAAAAGAAAACAGAUUUUAAGCCAGAAGAUGAAAACAAUGUUUUGGUUCAGUAUACUAAUGCAUGUGUAAAAGUCUGCGCUUAUGUAAGAAAACAAGUUGAGAAGAUUAAAAAUUCCAUGGAUGGGAAGAAUGUAGACACAGUUUUGAUGGAACUUGGAGUACGUUUUCAUCGGCUUAUUUAUGAGCAUCUUCAGCAAUAUUCCUAUAGUUGUAUGGGUGGCAUGUUAGCAAUUUGCGAUGUAGCUGAAUAUAGAAAAUGUGCCAAAGACUUCAAGAUUCCAAUGGUAUUACAUCUUUUUGACACUCUGCAUGCACUUUGCAAUCUCCUGGUUGUUGCUCCAGAUAAUUUAAAGCAAGUCUGUUCAGGGGAACAGCUUGCCAGUCUGGACAAGAACAUACUUCAUUCCUUCGUACAACUUCGUGCUGACUAUAGAUCUGCUCGCCUAGCUCGACACUUCAGCUGAGUUGAAGUUACAAAGGAAAUGUAUUUCAGAAGGCCUCGGAUGAUAGAAAGCACAGGAGAUUCCUAUGACACAGCCAAUAUUUUAUGUUGGGAAAAAAAAAAAAAAAUGACUGGAAGCAAACAGCAGCCAUACUUACCCAGGAAUUUUAUUUGAAAUCUGGACACCACUGUCUAUAUUUUGCUUUGUAACUUUUCCCUGUUUACAUUAAAUUCCAUACUUUAAUUUAUAAAUUUCAAAUUCUAUAAACCUACACAUGACUGUUAUAACCCUGAAAAACAUUGGUGUCAGAAGAUGAAUGAAAUUUCACCAGUGUUCUAGUUCUUGAUCUUUAAUGUUAUCUGGAAAUCUUACCAACCUGUUUUGCAUUAAAAUAGGUGAAGUACAGUA
Molecule: messenger RNA, 2656 nt
Organism: Phodopus roborovskii (desert hamster)
Lineage: Eukaryota; Metazoa; Chordata; Mammalia; Rodentia; Cricetidae
Gene: Exoc5
Product: exocyst complex component 5
Exons: 18
Coding region: 143-2269 (708 amino acids)
Biological process (GO): exocytosis; Golgi to plasma membrane transport
Cellular component (GO): exocyst; cytoplasm
Source: RefSeq, a predicted model, not a curated record